UCGGCGGCGGGUGGGGCCGGGCGGAGCUGCCUCCCUCGCGGGGGAGCCCCCGGGCUCGCCUCAGCCCUGCGGCUCCUGCCCUCGGGGCAGCUGCCCGGCGAGUCCGUGGAGCAGCGGCAGGCGGGCGAUGGAGACUGGGAGACACUGGGCGAGAGGAGGCGGGGUGGGGGAGGCGGGGAAAGCGCGGGGGCGGAGGCUGGCAGGGGGCGCUGGAGGCAGGAGCCGCCCGAGCGCUCCGAGCGCCCGAGGGUGCAGGAGGCUCUGAAACCGCGGCAGCGCCGCGAGCCUCCGGGGCACGGGCGGCGGCUGGGCGGGGAGGUUGGGGGGGGCGCUGCCGCCGCCGGGGGCGUCGCCGGCCUCAGCCCCUUUGUUCUCGCGCGCUCCCCCUGGCCGCCCACUCCCCUGCUGUCGCGCGGCGGCGGCUCCUCCCGCCCGAGGCAGUCGGGCUCUGCGCCGGGGGCGGGAGGGGGCGGGGGGAGCGUGCCUGCCGCCGGGAGUGGGGGGCGAUGGCGAAGCUCCGGGUGGCUUACGAGUACACGGAAGCCGAGGACAAGAGCAUCCGGCUCGGCUUGUUUCUCAUCAUCUCCGGCGUCGUGUCGCUCUUUAUCUUCGGUUUCUGCUGGCUCAGUCCCGCGCUGCAGGAUCUGCAAGCCACGGCGGCCAACUGCACGGUGCUGUCGGUGCAGCAGAUCGGCGAGGUGUUCGAGUGCACCUUCACCUGUGGCGCCGAUUGCAGGGGCACCUCGCAGUACCCCUGCGUCCAGGUCUACGUGAACAACUCCGAGUCCAACUCCAGGGCGCUACUGCACAGCGACGAGCACCAGCUCCUGACCAACCCCAAGUGCUCCUAUAUCCCUCCCUGUAAGAGAGAAAAUCAGAAGAACUUGGAAAGUGUCAUGAAUUGGCAACAGUACUGGAAAGAUGAGAUUGGUUCCCAGCCAUUUACUUGCUAUUUUAAUCAAUUUCAAAGACCAGAUGAUGUGCUCCUGCAUCGCACGCAUGAUGAGAUUGUCCUCCUGCAUUGCUUCCUCUGGCCCCUGGUGACAUUUGUGGUGGGCGUUCUCAUUGUGGUCCUGACCAUCUGUGCCAAGAGCCUGGCAGUCAAGGCAGAAGCCAUGAAGAAGCGCAAGUUCUCUUAAAGGGGAGUCGGCUUAUGGGAAGCAAAGCACAGAAGCUGCACUCACCUGCACACAUCUACCUGCAGAGCCUGCUUCCUGGCGCAGGAGAUGGAAGGGGCUGUGAGAGGUCUCUGAGAGGCUCCCCCUCAAUGAUAGCAGAAACAGGCACAACCGGAAGGCUUGGAACCUCAUAGAUUGUUUUCCAUGUGUUGUAGCGAUGGCUAAAGGGUCAAGCUGUAAGGAGUAUCUGUUUCAGAAAAUCCAAUAGAAGUUAAUUUUCUUCGGGAAGUAACAGUAUAUAAUUGUACAGUGUAGAAUACAAACCACUAUGAUUUAUGCUACUUAAAAAUAUUAAAAGAGAGUUGUCUGUGUUCUUUUCUAUUUUCUUUUUUAUGCUUAGAACACCAGGGUUU
Molecule: messenger RNA, 1531 nt
Organism: Delphinapterus leucas (beluga whale)
Lineage: Eukaryota; Metazoa; Chordata; Mammalia; Artiodactyla; Monodontidae
Gene: KCNMB4
Product: potassium calcium-activated channel subfamily M regulatory beta subunit 4
Biological process (GO): potassium ion transport; detection of calcium ion
Cellular component (GO): membrane; voltage-gated potassium channel complex
Molecular function (GO): calcium-activated potassium channel activity; potassium channel regulator activity
Source: RefSeq, a predicted model, not a curated record